UUCAAUGCAGCCGAGUCCAGUUCUAGGCCCAGCUUUUGAGGCCCGGCGACCCGCCUUUUGGACACCGAAUAAACUUGGUCUAAAGCAAUCGCGGAUCAAGCGACUACUGUCGUGAAGCUAAUAUAGACCGGGUUUUAUCUCACCCUACUUCAUGUGUUUGAGUUUCGGUUCUGCUGAUAAAUAUUAUCUUAUUCACAGUGAAAGAUUGCGAGCAGAAGUAAUUGCAGAGAGGGCCUGAACCUCUCCCUGCCUAAUUAUCUCUCAAUCGAGCUGCUUCAGGACUCCGAGUUUCAUUGCUUUGCACAAUGCUACAUGGAUAAGUUUUUUUAUAUAGGCUUUCCAGUUGAAAUCUUUAAAUUGGGUUGAUAAAAUGUCAUCUGGGUUGUUUUCAAACAUUAAUGUUGCAUCUGGUCUCGGCUUCCGGAAGGUUCUGAGAGUUAAUCAAUCUCAACAUCUCCAUUUGAUACAAUCACUUUCACCCAGAAACAGUUUUAGUGCUUUUGUAUCUGGCCCUACUGUUCAAGCGUUAAAUUAUUCGAGCAAACUAAGAAAUAAAAAUAUCAUGGCUGCUCCUGGUGCAGUAGUUGCUUCGGGUGGUGGUAAUUUAUCGGAUUUUGUGAAACUCGGUGGUGUUUGGUUUGGCAAUAAGGGUCCUAAGAUGUUUGGGAGAGUUAGAGUGAGCUUGAGAGGUGUACAGAGUGAAAAACGGCAUGCUUUUGUUCGAUGUAAUAUGUUUGAUUUUGAGCCCAGAUGUCCCAUCUCUGGUUCUCUGUUUUCUAGUGGGAUGAGUAAAGGCCUGACUUUCUCAUCUUCGUGUUACACUGAUGGGCUUAUGCCUGAAGUGUCGAGUGACGGAGCUUUGAGUGCGGAGCAGCUAUCAAGUCUCGCACUUUCAGUGGAGGAGACGAGGCUGGAUGAUAGAAGUUUGAAGCUGCUAUCUGGGGCAUGUUACAUGCCCCAUCCAGAUAAAGAAAAAACAGGAGGAGAGGAUGCUCAUUUUAUAUGUGGCGACGAGCAAGUAAUUGGGGUUGCCGAUGGAGUUGGUGGUUGGGCUGAAGUUGGUGUUAACUCGGGGGAUUAUGCUCGCCAGCUCAUGUCUAAUUCGGUUGAAGCCAUUAGAAAGGUGCCAGGUGGCGAUGUUGACCCCCUGCGUGUCUUGGAAGAGGCUCAUGCGACUACUAAUUUGAUGGGUUCUUCAACAGCCUGCAUUAUUGCCUUGAAAAAACAGGAUCUUCAUGCCAUCAACCUCGGAGAUAGUGGGUUUAUUGUAAUCAGAGACGGACAAACAGUAUUUGAAUCGCCUGUACAAGUGCAUGGUUUCAAUUGCCCUUAUCAACUUGAUCGAGGCAAGAGUGGUGAUCUGCCAAGUUCUGGACAGGUUUUUAAGGUUCCAGUUGAAGCUGGAGAUGUGAUUGUUGCUGGUAGUGAUGGGUUGUUCGACAAUGUGUAUAGUAAAGAGAUAGCAAGUAUUGUGGCUGAUGCCAUGAAAGAAGGUAUGAGCCCUGAAGCCACAGCCCGAAAGAUUGCUGAAUUUGCACGUGUGCAGGCUCUGAACAGGAUAUGUCGGACUCCUUUUUCUGUUGCUGCUGAAAAGGCCGGGUACAUGUACUUUGGCGGUAAACUUGAUGACUUGACUGUUGUCGUCUCAUAUGUUUCUGGCUAUUCAACAUACUGAUUUUUUAUUUUAUUUUAUUUUUUGGGUAGCUUUAAAAAUUGUUUUACUCUGGGUAGCUUUACCUUUGAAUUGUAUGUCUGGCGAAUGUCUUUGAUUAGCGAUUUCAUAACUUAUCAUCUCUUUUACAUUUUUUGGAAUCUACAUUAUAUUUAUCACAUAUUAGAUGUUCUUCGAGAUGUCACA
Messenger RNA from Striga asiatica, 1858 nucleotides. The record is from the annotation of a GenBank genome assembly. NCBI's taxonomy places the organism in Eukaryota, Viridiplantae, Streptophyta, Magnoliopsida, Lamiales, Orobanchaceae.